GAUCAAGACCCCACCAGAAUGAGACUGCAAGAUGGUGUUCCAGGGAUGACCUUGUGGAAGGAUGUUGUGGGCCGUUGUCCGGGAUUGCGGCUGAGCAAAUCUGGGGAAGGUCGUUGGCUGAAGUUCAGCUCCCCGCCUCACUUCGAUGGGCCAUGGCGGGGUUGAGGAGGACCAAAGAGAGGCUUGAAUGUGGCUCUGGUAUCGGUGAGACGUGCAGGAAGAUGUGUCUCAACCACCAACCAGCUUCCAGAACGGAAUCAACAAAAUAACAAAGCGGUGUGCUGCUCCUGAAGAAAGGGAACGGCCACUCCGGGAACUCUUUCUUGUCUGCGCUGGCGAGAAAAAGACGGGAGGAUGUCCCCAUUGUUCAAGGUUUUCGCAGCCGUUUGAGCAAGGCCACCACCUCGUGGCUUCGGGCACCCAGCUGGAUCUGUUUUACCAGAAAGUUAGUGUAGACAUACAGUUUCGCAAGCACCUGGAAAGCGAGAACUGAGCGGCUUGGAGAACCCUGAAGACCCUGAGUGUUGCAAAGACACCAAAUGGUCUUUUGUAGUGUAGAGUUACCGUUUUGGAUAAAUGAUUUGCAUCGCUACCGAUCUCGUCACAUUGGCCUUUUCCAGCCCCGCCUCCCCAUCGCUAACUUUGAAGGCAACAACAGCAUAACGUCAACAAACAAACAAAAUAAACAUCAGCGACCGCGCUUUUGUAGCACGCAUCUCACCGCCUGUAGAUUCCAAAACAGAAAAUGUAAACCUGGCAGCAUCCCUUGAUGCUUAUGAAGUAUUCGUAUCCCGUUCCUCCAUCUGCAGAAUCUCUCUGGUCACCCGGCCAAACAAGCACUGCCAAGAGCCAAGUCCAAGCCCUGAGCCUGGACCACAGCACCGGCCGUGCCGCACCUGAGUCCCCCCCAACAAGAGUCCAAGACAACCAAAACAGAAGCAGUCUUCUUCAGGUGCCGCACACGCCUCUCAUCAGCCCUCUUUCUUUUCUGUCCUCUGCAAUCUCACCUACAUUUUUAAUCUACCCGUCCGUCGUUAAAUGCCUUUGUUGUCGAUGUUGUUUCCCCUGCCGUAGACAAAGAAACAGCUCAGCCUGCCCUGACUCGGAGAUUCCAGCCCUGCGUCGCAACAGACAGAUUGGAGAGAGACAGGACCAACAGAAAGUCGAUCAUCCAUUACCCCCCCUUUCCAAGUUUCUCGUUGCCCAGUGCCAGUUCGCCCCCCGGAGAUCAAGGCACACUAUCGCUCAAAUCCGUUCGUCCCCACUGGUCUGCCCAUGCAAGGCCCUGCCAACCAGGACGUCCCGACCUUCUCGAUUCGACCCUUCGACCCUGAAAAAUUGUUCAGGGACCUACCCGUUCGCUAUCCGCCACCGCGACCGAGGGAGAGUGACAUCCGUAAAUAGGGGAGCGAGCGAGCAUAUCAUAUCAGGGGACACAGGUUGCCCAUCGUCAAGUCACCGUUACGAGGGCAAGGGCAGUCAGUCAGUCAUCACAGAGAGAACCUUGGGAGCCGGCGCAUCACGCAGACCGCUCCAUCACCACUAAUCGGCUUCCACUACGGAUACGGGCUCGAGCCUGCCCCUCGGUUCUGCCGUUUCUCUGCUCGACAACGAGGACGAGGACGACGACGACGACGCCCAAGCCGUAACACACGUCGGCUUGACCCAUCCGCUUCGUUUUCCUCCGCAUUACAUUCUCCCAAGCGUCCGUCAUCAUGUCCACCCAGUCAUCCACUCGCCCUAGGCGCAACUCGGCGCACCCGGUGUCGUCGCGCGCUCGAGGCGUGAGCAUGUCGUUUGCGGCGCGACAGGAUUCGGGAUUGUUGGCGCUGGAGGACAAUGGUUAUGAAGACUUUGCUCGCCUGUCUCUGGAGAAGAGCAGGAGCCACGGCUUCUCCGGGCGGGAACAUGUCCAUGUGCAUGACCACGACGGAGCACCCGGCUCCUCCAAGGCACCGCACCAGGGAAACAUCAAGAGGAUGCUUCGACGGGCUUCUGUCUCUUUCAAAACAAACGUCAAAGGCUUCAUGCACCGGCGCACCUCGAUCCCCGCUUCCACAGUCUUUUCCACAGACAGCCACGACUCGAAGUCCCCCUUUCUGAGCUCGUCCCCGCCAAACUGCGACCGACCUGCCACGUCUCACUCCACAUGGCACCGCCUGCGGCAAGCCACAAGCUUCCAUCGCCAUUCGAGGGUGCUGUACACCGGUCAUGGUGAGCGCGCCUUUGGACAUGAUCUCGCGACCAUCCAAUCGCCGACCUUCCCCGUCCCCGGGUCCGGCGGGCAGCCUCCCAUUAUCCCGCGCAACACGGGUGCUGCUGCGAGGCAAGCGGCGGCAGCCAUUGCCUGCAGUGGUAGGCAAGGAUACGAGUUUAUGGAGUUCCAGAGGCCGCACCCGAGCUGGCUCGAUGAUGAUUUCUUUGGUGACAGCGAGAGCGGCAUCGGAAUUGCCUUGACAAGCUCCUCCGAGAUCGAUGCGGGUGGUGGCUCCAAGGGCGAGCUGUCAUCCUAUGGGAGCAGCGAGAAGACCGACAUUGUCAAGGUUGACUUUAUCUCGCAGCUGCCAACGGAGCUGGCUAUUCUUAUCCUCGCCGAGCUCGAUGGCCCGACUUUGGGGACGGCCAGUCUGGUCAACAAGCGCUGGGCUCAUGUUGUCGAGAACCGGCAUGUCUGGCGGGAGUCGUUCUUGCGGGAAAAGACGACGGCUUAUGCCACGGGUGGAAGUAUCCAGCCCGGGAGUGGUUUGGGAGUUCCGUUUGUUCACCCCGGGAAUGACUGGAAGAACAUAUACAGGGCCAAGGAGCAGCUCGAUCGCAACUGGAAAGAGGGCAAGGCUCGCCCGGUGUACUUGAACGGUCACACCGACAGCAUUUAUUGCCUGCAAUUCGAUGAAGACAAAAUCAUCACCGGAUCUCGCGACCGCACCAUCCGGGUCUGGGAUAUGCGCACCUACGCCUGCAAACUCGUCAUCGGUCCCCCGGAAGUGGUCAACGAUCCCGCCCUCUCCAUCGUCUACGACCCCAGCGGCAACCCAAUUCACUACGCUCACCUCCCCGACCUCGACCCGACUCCUGGGCCCGACGGUCUCCCCCGCGCCACAGUCCGCGCUCACCACUCCGUCCCCACCAUCCUCUCCCCUUCCAUGCACCACAAAGCCUCCAUCCUCUGCCUCCAGUACGACGACGAAAUCCUCGUCACCGGCUCCUCGGACGCGACCUGCAUCGUCUACAGCAUACGCUCCGGCUAUCGCCCCAUCCGCAAACUAGCCCACCACUCGGCCGCUGUUUUGGAUCUCGUCUUUGACGACAAGCACAUCGUCACCUGCAGCAAGGACAUCUCCAUCUGUGUCUGGGACCGCGCAACAGGCGCCCUGAUCAAGCAGCUCCGCGGCCACUCGGGCCCCGUCAACGCAGUCCAAAUGCGGGGCAACACCAUCGUCUCCUGCAGCGGCGACUUCAAGGUCAAGCUCUGGAACAUUGACUCGGGCAAAAACAUUCAAGAAUUCGUCGGGCACACCAAGGGCCUGGCGUGCAGCCAGUUUUCCGAAGACGGGAGGUGGAUCGCGUCUGCGGGCAACGACAAGAUCAUCCGGAUCUGGGACGCCAACACGGGAGAGUGUGUCAGGGAGAUGAAGGCGCAUGAUAACCUUGUCAGGAGCCUGUACGUGGACUCUGUGUCGGGACGGCUGGUGAGCGGGAGCUAUGAUAGCGACAUCAAGGUUUGGGAUAUGGAGACGGGGCAGCCGCUGUUGGAUUUUCCAAAGUGGCAUUCGAGUUGGGUUUUGAGCGCGAAGAGUGAUUAUAGGAGGAUUGUGAGUUCGGGGCAGGAUCCAAAGAUCUUGAUUUUGGAUUUUGGGGCGGGGGUGGAAGGGGUGGAGAUGUUGGAGAGUAGGAGGCGGGUUGUGGAGGAGGUGGGUUUGGGUUUGGGUUGUAGGGGGGAGCAGCAGCAGCAGGAGUGGCUUUGACAUAGGUGAUUUUGUCUUUUUUGGGCGCGGCAUUAGCGAUUGCUGGCAUUUUACACUUAGGGAGCCUUGGACUAGCCAUUGCUUUUUGAGGCUGUUUUUCUUUCUUUUUCUGGUCUUGUCUUGUUUAUUUUGCAUUGCGACUGGGGAGUUGCUUGUGCUUUUUUCCUUCUCUCUCUGGGCAGGCUGGGACGGACGGAUUGGAUGGGACGAGAUUGACGAGGAUGAGGGCAAAUGUAUGUCCUGGAUAUGUGUGGAAGGAUGGAUAUGUGUGUUGGUUCCGAGUUGGAGAAUGAAGGAAGGAGUGUUGUAUGAACGGGUGGAUGGAUUGGAUGGAGACAAGGGAAGCGAGCAUCUAGACGCCUUUCUUUUUCUUCAUCUUUUUUUUAUUUUUGUAAAAUCUUUUUGCAAAGUCCUUGAGCUUUUCGGGGUUUAUCAGGGGUAGGGAUGAGAUGCAGGGGACUGGUGCCUCUGCUAUUAUAGAAGUAUUUUAAUUGUUACACUUUUUUUCCCAACUGACGAAACAAAAAUAAGGUCA
Podospora bellae-mahoneyi is the source of this 4500-nucleotide messenger RNA. RefSeq lists its product as uncharacterized. Bases 1716 to 3965 code for a protein of 749 amino acids. The transcript is spliced from 2 exons. Lineage: Eukaryota; Fungi; Ascomycota; Sordariomycetes; Sordariales; Podosporaceae. Gene Ontology annotation, molecular function: protein binding. The record is from RefSeq and is a predicted model, not a curated record.